Messenger RNA from Phycomyces blakesleeanus NRRL 1555(-), 861 nucleotides. RefSeq lists its product as hypothetical. Gene Ontology annotation, biological process: calcium-mediated signaling. Bases 1 to 861 code for a protein of 286 amino acids. The transcript has 2 exons. The record is from RefSeq and is a predicted model, not a curated record. NCBI's taxonomy places the organism in Eukaryota, Fungi, Mucoromycota, Mucoromycetes, Mucorales, Phycomycetaceae. Gene Ontology annotation, molecular function: calcium-dependent protein serine/threonine phosphatase regulator activity; nucleic acid binding. Gene Ontology annotation, cellular component: cytoplasm; nucleus.
AUGAUUGACAAUACAUCUGUACAAUCUAUUGCAACCAACACACUGUUGAUUCCAGACAUCCCAAAGAAUUUCUUUGCAUGUUCAUCUGCAAUGAAGCAGAUUGAAGAAAAGUUCGCGGAGUUUGGUACCAUAUCUCAGUUCAUCCUGAUGAAGGGAUUCGGGCGCAUCAUGGUCAUCUAUGAAGAAACCAUGGCUGCUAUCAAAGCAAAACUAGAGAUUGAUCGAGCAACUCUUUUCUGGAAGCAAGAGAAUGAAAAUGUUGAGAUUAUUGCAAUGGGCAAAGACCUCGAGAACAUUUGGAAUGCUAACACACUCGAGAUCCGGAUAUACUUUGGACAGCACAAUCCUAUAAAUCCAGAUCUUGCUUUAAGCCGAUUACAAGUACCUGACCUUGAGCGUAACUUCUUAAUAUCCCCACCCGGAUCACCUUUUGAGGACUGGGAACAGACACUCGAGUCACCGCCUAACAAAGCAGUUUUGGCAUCCGAUCUUAGCCAUGCGCUUGCGGAUUAUAGCGACGACAACAUGGAAGAUCUUGACGACUUCUUGUUGGACGACUCAGAUUUUUUUGAAGUUCAAGAAAAACUGCCAUUAAUACAGAUAGACGCCGAAGACAACUCUCGGGUAUCUACCCCAUCAACGCCAAAUUCUGCAGACUCUCGCCGUUCGAAUGGCCAAAAAUUAAAGGUUGUCUUGAGUGAGAAUGCAGAUGGUGCAGAGAAUCUUCCAAGAAUCACAAUUCAAGAUUGGGAUGGAGAUAACCUCUCUUUUAACUCUGGUGGACUAUUUCCUGGUGCCCCAAAGACACAGAUGCCAAAGUUAAAAGUAGAACCUACCGCAAGACCCCCUCUUCAAGCAUAA